This is a messenger RNA of Paralichthys olivaceus (Japanese flounder), 541 nucleotides long. The record is from RefSeq and is a predicted model, not a curated record. Lineage: Eukaryota; Metazoa; Chordata; Actinopteri; Pleuronectiformes; Paralichthyidae.
GAUGCCGCUGGUCAAACGGAUUAUUGAGCCCAGGUAUCUGUGUCGCGGGACGCUGCCUGAUGGGGUCGCCAGUGAGCUGGAGUGUGUCACCAACAGCACCCUGGCUGCUGUGAUCAAACAGCUGGGAGGACUCAGUCGUCAUGCGGAGGACAUCUUCAGCGAGCUGUUCACGGAGGCCAACAGUUUCUACCUGAGGAUGAACAGUCUGCAGGAGAGAGUGGACCUGCUGGCAGUGAGGGUCACUCAGCUGGACUCCACGGUGGAGGAGGUAUCUCUGCAGGAUAUCAACAUGAGGAAAGCCUUCAGGAGCAGUACCAUCCAGGACCAGCAGGUGGUGUCACGGAGCUCCAUCCUCAACCCGGUGCUGGAGAUGUACCACCGCUGCGACAAACCCCCCCCCCUCAACAUCCUCACACCCUACAGGGAUGAUAAGAAAGAUGGUCUGAAGUUCUACACUGAUUCGUCUUAUUUCUUCAACCUGUGGAAAGAAAAGAUGCUUCAGGCGACAGAAAACAAACGAAAAGAGAAGAGACGUCAGAAG